Messenger RNA from Salmo salar (Atlantic salmon), 1823 nucleotides. Its product is annotated as tumor necrosis factor ligand superfamily member 13B. Gene Ontology annotation, molecular function: receptor ligand activity; tumor necrosis factor receptor binding. Gene Ontology annotation, cellular component: membrane. Gene Ontology annotation, biological process: positive regulation of B cell proliferation; immune response. The record is from RefSeq and is a predicted model, not a curated record. Lineage: Eukaryota; Metazoa; Chordata; Actinopteri; Salmoniformes; Salmonidae.
CCAUUGGGAAGUGUGGCCAUUAUUGAAGUGUGACAACACCCUGUCAGUGUGUUGUGAGGACAUAUCUCUAUGCCUGACCAUGCUGUACGGUGUUUUACUAUUUGUAUCAACAUUAACUGUAUUUUUUAGCUUCUUCCUUGUAUACAAAGUAACAGUUCUACAAGAUGAUAUUAACAAACUCAGAGGAGAUAUUUCAAACCUAAUGCCACAUUCUAAAGAAUCCACUGACAGGAUGAUCACUGGUAUGUCCAGAACAUGGGAGAGAUCAAAGCAAGCAGCUUCCCUAAAUUCACAGCAACAGAGACAGACAGAGAAAGACUCUCAGACUCUGUGUUCACCAACAGCAUCCUCUCUGAGAAUGAAAUGGGAGCAGGCAGGCUGUAGUGGAGGUACAGUAGUUCAGCAGUCGUUUCUGCAGCUGUCAGCCAACACAAAGGAACAGCCAUUUGUUAGAGGAAAUGUGACGGUGAUUCCUUGGACAGUUGCCUUGCAUCAAGGGGAAGCCAUCUCUUCCACUGGAGACAGAAUCAUCAUCCAACAAGAAGGCUUCUUCAUGGUGUUUGGCCAGGUGUUGUUCCAGAGUCCAGGCACCAUCAUGGGUCACAUAGUGCGUAGUCGAGGAACCAGUCAGAGAUCCACAGAGCUGCUCCGCUGUCUACAGGAGAUGCCCCAGACCAACUGUGCCAAUACCUGCCACACUGGAGGCAUGGUGAAGCUGGAGAGAGAAGACGAGCUGGAGCUGGUGAUCCCAGAUCGUCCCCAAGCCCAGGUCUCCAUGGACGCAGACUCAACCUUCUUUGGCAUCAUACGGCUGAACUGACUACCAGGAGACAGAAGUCACCAGCGGGAGGUGUGGGACUUGAUGCCAUGAGCAGGAUUAUGCUUUUUUUUUUGUGGAUGUCCUCCUCUGACAGGAUGAUGUGGAGUGGAAGAUGGGUGGGAGCAGAAGUGUUAUUUUUCUAAACUAUUUUCAUGUGAAUAAUCUGCCAGUAUGAAAUAGACCUUGAAUGCUGUUGUGCUGAGUAUGGGUGAUGUCCAGCGUACGUUAAAUGUUUUGUUUCCAUAUGUGUCAAUAGUUCAAGUGUAAUAAAGUUUUCUGGUAGUCCUGGUCCACCUGGUUGGUUGUGUGCUAUGCAUAACUCUAUCAACAGGGUUUUCUCUGUGUGUGUGUCUGUGUGUGUGUGUGUGUGUGUGUGUGUGUGUGUGUGUGUGUGUGUGUGUGUGUGUGUGUGUGUGUGUGUGUGUGUGUGUGUGUGUGUGUGUGUGUGUGUGUGUGUGUGUGUGUGUGUGUGUGUGUGUGUUCUGUCAUCACAGAGUAUUUCUGUGUGUUUGUUGAUACCUUUCAGGAUUUCCUUCCUCCCACUCUCCUCGUUUAUUUAUUCUUCCUUUCUAUUUCGGAAAGGUUUCUGUUUUCCCAGGACUAUAGCAGGAACAAACAGAGGAUAAAUAUACCUGGAUAGGUUCCGUUUCCCCAGGACUAUAGCAGGAACAAACAGAGGAUCAAUAUACCUGGCUAGGAGGGACAGAUUUUCCAGACCGGUUGACAUAAAAUCUAUUCUAAAUGACACAAUAAUUGUGAUUAUCAAACAUGUCACAUGUCUAAAUAAGGACAUGUUUUAUGGUUAUUUUCAAUGCCACAGCCCAUUUUAUUGUAUUUUUAUUUUUAUUUCUAUUCUAUAAAAGAGCUUAUUUUGAUACACUAAUAACAAACGUGUCAAUAAUAAUACGUGUAAUUUCUGUCCGUCUCCGACUUGUAGAUAUGUAUCUCUGUAGUGUAACAAUGUGUAAUGAGUUUGUUGAGUAAACAGAAGGUCCACAAAGCG